CGCGGCUCAGUCAUUGAUGAGCGCUCGAGCUGAGCGAAACGAAACCAGUGAUCCCACUUAUUUACGUGCCCAUAGUGCUGGAUUAUCUCGCUGAAAACCUUCAAGCGCAAGCCCGUGGAUUAUUUCGGAUACUUUUUAGUGUUUGGCAUAAAAUGUAAAAAGAUAUCCUCCAAAAAUGCUGCACGAAACGCCUUCAGUGCAACUUUCCCGUCUGCUGGACGGCGACGACGAGGAGAGUCCGGACGAUUUUGCCACCCCGCCUGCGCAGGCUUUUCGCCGCGGCCAGAGUAGGGUGUACCACGCGUCCGAAUGGGUUGAGCACCAAGAGUGCAUCUGGGCUCAAGCCACCCCCAAAAGUGAGAAACAAUCCCCCGAAACAGUGACCCCGGAGGGCGGUGAGGAGUGGCAGCUGAUUGUGUCGGGGCACGCGGGGCCGCCGAGCCACAAGAGCCAGGACUCGGGUUUUUCCGACUCCGAGUCGGAGGCCUCGCCGCACCAGCUGGAGUUCAAACCGGUGCCCAAGCCGGCCGGCUCGCCCGCCCCGGGCACGCCGCUGCAGUGCUCGACCCCCAAGGCGGCCAGGACGACGCUGCGGGCAAGGAUUGUGAGCCGCAAAAGUGGUGCUAAUGACAAGAAGAAGGAUUGUAAAGUGAACUACGGACGGACUUUGGUGAACCCUUCUUUGGAUUUGCUGCUCACGACGAGGGUUGUGGGCAGCGAGGUGUGUCGCGAUCCAGUGGAGAGAUGGCUGCAAGAAACGCGAUCGCGUGUCGACGCCGAGUGCAUGACCACCCUGCAGGGCAAGGCCAUCGCCUCAAGACUGGGAAGUGCGUGCUCCAGAGUGGUCGGCGCAAGGGAUGCUGUGCGUGCCCUCCAGCAAAGGGCGCACGUCAUCUCGGCAGAGUUCGCCAAAUUGUGCCAACACAUGGAGUUGGACAGACUUGAAUCUUGUCCGCCCCUGGCUGAAAGUCUCAUCGGUCAUGUCCAUGAAUUCGUUCAGGGCUACCAGUCGCACCACGCGCAGUGUCCAGACGAGGAGCAGCGCCGCGAGGACCAGGAGCGGCUGGCGCGUGAAGAGGCCUCCCUAGUGGCCGCCUGCGACCGCCUCCUGCUCACCUGCAACAGCCCGGACGGCACCCUGUCCAGGGAGCAACUCGCCCUGGAUGUCGCCUCCCUCGGACACUCGUUCACGCGGCUGGUCGACCGGGUUCUGAGUCACGAAAUCAAAGGGUUGGUUUGGGUCCUCGAGCAGGCGAGUCCGGCUGAGAUUGACCUCAGGUCGGCCCUGGCGAGCAUCGCGGCGCUUGGCCUUGAGGGAAGCCACCUGUGCAAACUAAUCAUCAAGUGCGGCGCCGUCCGCGCCCUCUUGGCUGUUUGCCUGGACGCGUCCAAGCCGAACCUUCGAAUCGCCGCCCUCAGGACGCUGGCCAUCAUUUGUGGGGAGGUUGACGCUGUUAGACACUUAGAUCAGGGUGGUGGAAUUGAAAUCCUGGCUGAUAUCCUGACAGAAAACCAAAGAAGUGAGGAGGAGAGAGCGGAAGCCGCCUCUGUUUUAACUCAAGCGUCCACCCUUGGAGUGGAUGGCAGCUUAACCAUCGAGUCCCUUCCUGACCACUUGGACUCAUUAGUUUCUUCUCUUUCUCAACUUGCAAGUGAGACCAAAAAAGGCGAGUCCCUGCUGCUAGCUCUGGCCGCCCUGACCAACCUGUCGUUCCUGGAGCCGCGCCAGUGUGUGAUGCUGCUUGUUCAAAAGGGCGUCACCAACAAACUGCUGAAUGCCGUCCGCAGUGGCGUAUCCACAUCCCUCUUUGUACAAGAACAGGCGGCCACUCUUUUGGCCAAUAUGGCGGCCGUCGCUGAGGCCAGGGCCGAGUUGGCCGAGAGUGGUCGUGCCGUUGUUGCCCUUUUGUGCUUCCUUCAAAUCAGAUCUUCCCCUCUGCAGCGCGCGCCGGAAAUUUCCGCAGCCGAAAGGGUCCAGCAAAAGUCUGCAAUUGCCUUGUCAAGGUUGUGCAGUUCACAAACGGUGGCUCAACAAAUUGUGGACCUGCAAGGGGCAGAAAGGUUGGUGCGUCUCUGCAAGGACGAAAAGGAGAGGAACCACAGCGACGGGGUUCUUGUAGCUUGCCUCUCUGCGCUCAGGAAAAUUGCUUCACAUUGUGGCUCUGAAGUGAUUGAAAAACUCGGUGCUCAGGAACUAGUGGCACCAAGACUUCUGGACUCUUUUCUUCUUUACUCGUCAAGACAAGAAAGUUACGUGUGAACUUGCCUUUAUUAUUAUUGUCUUAUUUUUAUUACUCGCAGUCAAACAAAAGUUUACACAAACUUCCUGUUAUUAUUAAUUUCUUAAAUUUAAAUUAAACUUUAAUUAUUAUGUGUUCAUCUGUAUGUGAACUGUGUUUUUAAGAUGUCAAAUAAAAUGUUGUUAAAUUCGAGAAUGCAAAAAAUAAUCAAUAAAAACAUAAAA
Molecule: messenger RNA, 2464 nt
Organism: Neocloeon triangulifer
Lineage: Eukaryota; Metazoa; Arthropoda; Insecta; Ephemeroptera; Baetidae
Product: protein inscuteable homolog
Exons: 8
Coding region: 176-2260 (694 amino acids)
Biological process (GO): asymmetric cell division; regulation of asymmetric cell division; apical protein localization
Cellular component (GO): apical cortex
Molecular function (GO): cytoskeletal adaptor activity; protein binding
Source: RefSeq, a predicted model, not a curated record